Sorex fumeus (smoky shrew) is the source of this 484-nucleotide messenger RNA. Its product is annotated as histone H3.1-like. NCBI's taxonomy places the organism in Eukaryota, Metazoa, Chordata, Mammalia, Eulipotyphla, Soricidae. The transcript has a single exon. Gene Ontology annotation, molecular function: DNA binding; protein heterodimerization activity; structural constituent of chromatin. The record is from RefSeq and is a predicted model, not a curated record. The annotation marks the transcript as partial. Gene Ontology annotation, cellular component: nucleosome.
AUGCCAACAACAGUAACCAAAACGGGUCUCAAUUCCCUAACUCUGAAGGGGUGUCCAGCUGGGAAGAAUGAGAGGGUUCGUACUAAGCAGACAGCACGGAUGUCAAUGGGUGCGAAGGUGUCCCACAAGCAGCUGGCCACCAAGACAACCCACAAGAGUGCGCCAGCCAGGGGAGGCGUGAAGAGGCGACACCACUACCGGCCUGACACAGUGACACUGUGCGAAUUCUGCCACUACCAGAAGUCCACCGAGCUGCUCAUCUGCAAGUUGAUGUUCCAACACGUGGUGCGUGAGAUUGUGCAGGACUUCAAGACCAACCUGUGCUCCCAGAGCUCGGCCGUCAUGGCAUUGCAGGAGGCCUGUGAGGCCUACCUGGUGGGGCUCUUCGAGGACACCAACCUCUGGGCAUUCCCUGCCAAGUGCGUCACCAUUAUGCCCAAGGACAUCCAGUUGGCGUGCCUCAUCUGUGGAGUCACUGUCCCCU